CACUCAGCGCGCGCUGAUGGCGGACACCAGCUUCUUCACAAACGCCCAGAGAGUCUGGAGAGAGAAAGUCACUCCCAGAUUCGCCCGCACCGGCGCUGUAGCGCUGUCAUUCAGGCACCUGUUUUGGGGAGUCGGACGAGGUUUCUUUUAGUCCCUAAGUUGCGGGUUUUACUUUGGACGGGGUAAUAUGUGGGACCGGGGAAUAGUGGACUGUGAUAGACCGGACUUGAUUUAGACAGAGCGGAAAGCAACGCAACGCAUGAGGCUCCGUAACUUAGUGACAGAAAUAACAAAAGCCCCAAAGAAGCCGCUGCCCGACCCGAGGAUAUUAUUAUAGUCCGACUGUGGAUAUCUGCUCCGCCAGCAUGAAGUUUGCAGAGCACCUGUCCGCCCAUAUUACUCCAGAAUGGAGGAAACAAUAUAUUCAAUACGAGGCUUUCAAGGAGAUGCUGUAUGCGGCCCAGGACCAGGCUCCAUCCAUAGAAGUCACAGAUGAAGACACCGUCAAAAGGUACUAUGCCAAGUUUGAGGAGAAGUUUUUUCAGACAUGCGAAAAGGAGCUUUCCAAGAUCAACACGUUCUAUUCAGAGAAACUGGCUGAGGCGCAGCGGCGAUUCGCAACUUUGCAGAAUGAGCUGCAGACGUCUCUGGAUGCCCAGCGAGAGAGCAACGCUCCAGGGCUGCGCAGUCGCCGCAAAAUGGUGUUGCCUUUGUCCAACAAGGAGCGCAACAAACAUCGCAACAUCAAAGACCUGCAGCUGGCCUUCAGCGAGUUCUACCUCAGCCUCAUUCUCCUGCAGAACUACCAGAAUCUGAAUUUCACUGGAUUCCGUAAGAUUCUGAAGAAACAUGAUAAGAUUCUGGAUACACAGCGUGGAGCCGAUUGGCGUGUGGCUCACGUGGAGGUGGCUCCAUUCUACACCUGUAAGAAGAUCACACAGCUCAUCUCUGAGACCGAGGCUCUGGUGACCACAGAGCUGGAAGGCGGUGACCGUCAGAAGGCCAUGAAGAGGCUGAGGGUUCCACCUCUUGGAGCAGCACAGCCUGCACCUGCCUGGACCACCUUCCGUGUGGGACUGUAUUGUGGGAUCUUCAUGGUCCUGGCGGUCGCCUUCGUCCUUACUGGUGCUUUUUUCAUUCGUAAUCAGAACAUCUGGCCACUGGUGCGCAUCUACCGCGGCGGUUUCCUUUUGAUUCAGUUUCUCUUUCUCUUGGGGAUUAACACUUAUGGCUGGAGGCAGGCGGGUGUCAAUCAUGUGCUGAUCUUUGAGCUGAACCCCCGGAACAAUCUUUCACAUCAGCAUCUGUUUGAGAUCGCAGGGUUUUUGGGGGUGUUGUGGUGUCUCAGCAUCCUUUCCUGUCUGUUUGCGGACUACACUUGGCUCCCUAUGCAGGCGAACCCCCUCAUCCUCUAUGGCUUUAUGCUCCUCUUCCUCAUCAACCCCUUCAAAACCGCCUACUACAAAUCCCGUUUCUGGCUCAUCAAACUUCUGUUCCGUGUGUUCACCGCCCCGUUCCACCGAGUGGAGUUUGCAGACUUCUGGCUGGCGGAUCAACUCAAUUCCCUGGUCAUUGUGCUCACAGAUCUGGAGUAUCUGGUCUGUUAUUACAGCAUGGAGCUGCAGUGGGGAGAUCGUAGCGGAUUACUUCCCUCCGCAUAUGGUGAUGAAAGGUGUAACAGCUACUCUUACGGAAUUCGGGCCAUCAUCCACUGUCUGCCCGCCUGGCUGCGGUUUGUUCAGUGUCUGCGACGUUACCGUGACACCAGAAGGGCCUUCCCUCACCUGGUGAAUGCUGGGAAAUACUCCACCACCUUCUUUGUGGUCACAUUUGCAGCCCUCUACAGAACUCACAAAGAUCAGAAACAUGCAGACGCUGAGGUGUUUUUCUACAUGCUGGUCCUGUCUUCAGUCGUCAGUUCACUUUACACGCUGAUCUGGGACCUAAAGAUGGACUGGGGUCUUUUCGACCGCAACGCUGGCGAGAAUACCUUCUUGAGAGAGGAGAUUGUUUACCCACAUAAAGCCUACUACUACUCUGCUAUAAUAGAAGAUGUAAUCCUGCGCUUCGCCUGGACACUGCAGAUCUCUCUGACUUCCAUGACUGUCAUUCCUUCCAUCGAGGACAUCGUGGUUACAAUUUUAGCUCCUCUGGAAGUGUUUAGACGUUUUGUGUGGAACUUCUUCCGUCUUGAGAAUGAGCACCUGAAUAACUGCGGUGAGUUUCGAGCGGUGCGAGACAUCUCGGUGGCUCCUCUUAACGCUGACGACCAGACGCUGCUGGAGCAGAUGAUGGACCAGGAGGAUGGAGUCCGGAACAGACAGGGCAAAAAGAGCUGGAAACGGAGCUACAGCCUGUCCUUACGACGACCCCUGCUGUCCUCUCAGUCUAAGAAGGAUACUAAGGUGCUCAUUGAGGAUACGGACGAUGAGGCCUUCAGCUGAACCCAGAUCUCACUGUCCCGCCACCUGUCUCGGCUUUCUAUUGGUUCCUCACAGAGCUGCCUCAGCACACCUGAUCUCAAACACACACAGAUACACACAUAUUUCACUUUAGCACUCACAGAUACCAUCCAAAGACAGAGUAGUGGACAGAGUUAAGCACAAAAACAGCCGUGAGACAUAUCAAGACACAAAACAGUGACAUCGUACAAACACGGACACACACAUACAACGAUAUAUACACACGCACUGAAAAACCAAGUGUGGAAUUUUCCUCAAGGUACUUUUUUUUAUUAGAUUUGUUAAUUUUGUUCUUCUAUAUUGAUACAUUUUUGUACAUUUGUUUAGGUUUUUGAAAUUUAUAUUACUGCACAUGACUGUUUACAAACUUAAAAUAACUAGGAUCUACAGGGAGGAGAGUUAUCAUAUGAAAGAAUAAUAUAAUAUCGUACACAGCACGGACUCGAGCCGCACACAUUUAGAAAUAACAACAGCUCAGUAGCUGAUGUUUGUUAUAGGUGUAGGUAAUAGUUUUUUCUUUCAUUUUGUUUUGUUUUUUGAGUUGUCACGACAUCAGAGUACGGCCCUGGUGGCACUGUUUGGAAAUCCUCGUUAUUUCCUUACCUUAAAAAACAUAGUGUUUUAUUGUUUCAUCAUAUUUAAUACGCAAAUAUAUUUUAUUUUUUCAUUUUUUAACAUGGAUUGCUUUGAUAUCAAAGCUGUCAUAUUUUUGCCAUGUAUGGUUUGUGUUUGAGAGAAU
Molecule: messenger RNA, 3201 nt
Organism: Rhinichthys klamathensis goyatoka
Lineage: Eukaryota; Metazoa; Chordata; Actinopteri; Cypriniformes; Leuciscidae
Gene: xpr1a
Product: xenotropic and polytropic retrovirus receptor 1a
Exons: 15
Coding region: 366-2444 (692 amino acids)
Biological process (GO): phosphate ion transport; cellular response to phosphate starvation
Cellular component (GO): cytoplasm; plasma membrane; Golgi apparatus
Molecular function (GO): inositol hexakisphosphate binding
Source: RefSeq, a predicted model, not a curated record